UCUCCAAUUUCUUCACUGCCAUCAUGUCUUCUUUGGACAUCAACGACUGCGAGAAGAUGGUGAGACUGAGAGCCAACGACGGCGAGGAAUUCGAGGUGGCGGAGUCCGUGGCGGCGCUGUCACAGACACUCAAGUUCGUGGUGGAGGAUGCCGGCGGCUUGGGAGAAGACUCUGUCAUCCCAUUACCCAAAGUCGACGGAAAUACGCUGGCGAAGAUUCUCGAGUACCGCAAAGUGCACGCCGCCGCCGGAAAAAGCAAUGCCGAGAAGAUGAAGUUUGACAAGAAAUUUGUGGAGGUGGAUCAGGCGGAGCUUUACGAUCUUCUCACGGCGGCGGACUAUCUGGAGAUAAGAGACUUGUUGGAGAUAAUGGCCCAGAGAGUUGCGGACAUGAUCAAAGGCAAAACCGCGGAGGAGAUUAGAAAGAUUUUUAAUAUCAAGAACGACUUCACGCCGGAGGAAGAGGAGGAGAUCUUGAGGCAGAAUGCUUGGGCUUAUUGAACAUUUUUUUGGGGUUUAUAGUUUUGGAAUUUU
This is a messenger RNA of Ipomoea nil (Japanese morning glory), 533 nucleotides long. Its product is annotated as SKP1-like protein 1A. The transcript has a single exon. Gene Ontology annotation, molecular function: cullin family protein binding. Gene Ontology annotation, biological process: SCF-dependent proteasomal ubiquitin-dependent protein catabolic process. Bases 24 to 500 code for a protein of 158 amino acids. Lineage: Eukaryota; Viridiplantae; Streptophyta; Magnoliopsida; Solanales; Convolvulaceae. Gene Ontology annotation, cellular component: nucleus; cytoplasm. The record is from RefSeq and is a predicted model, not a curated record.